UCACUUCCUUCAAAUAUGCAGAAAUAAAUGUCGACUUGACGCUUUUUGACCCGCAGCUUUUUGUCCCGCCGUGGCAGGUUUGGGAUUUGCAUCUGAACGACCCCGAGUGCCGAGGGGAGGAGGUGGGAGACCACUACGUCUUCAGCAUAAAGACCAAUCUGUCCCACUGCGGCUCCGUCAUGAGCUCGGACGACACACACAUGAUGUUCAUCAACACAAUCCACAACAACCAGACGGAGAUGAUCACCAGGAACUACAUCAACAUCACCUUUGUGUGCCGCUACCCCGUCCACUACAUGGUCCAGCAGCCCAACAUGAUCCAGGUGGACGUGCGGACCAUCACUCUCAACACGGAGGACGGCAACUUCUCCGUGUCCAUGCUGCUGUUCAAAGACGAGGCCUUCCAGGACCAAUGGAUCACGGUGCCCUGGCUUACCCUCCACGACGACAUCUUUGUCAAAGUGUUCAUGAUUCCAGCUCACCUGACGCUGCGCAUGGAGAGAUGCUGGGCCACGCCCACCAGUGACCCCUACAGCAACAUUCAGUACACCUUCAUCAGAGACAGCUGCCCGCUGCUGACUGACCAGCAGACCCUGAGCGUGCUGAACAACGGCCAAGGUCCAGAGGCCACCUUCAGGAUCCAAAUGUUCAAGUUUGUGGGCAGCUCCUACACUGACGUCUUUCUGCACUGCAACGUCCAGAUCUGCCACAACGGCGCCAGCCCCUGCCAACCUAACUGCACAGCUGAAGAUGUCUUCAUGAGGACCAGGCGGGACAUCCCUGUCUCUCACACCGUGUCUUACGGGCCAAUCAGGCGGCACCCUGGACACACUGACACGCCCCUUUCAAACGCAGGCCGGGUCCCUGCGCUGGAGACUUUAGUCCUGGGGGGUCUGCUGGUGGUCCUGCUGGUGGUGACGGGGGUGCUCGGCAGGCUGUGGGUCCGCUCCAGAAGGUUCUACCCGGCCAGGGAGGCCCAGCUCACCUUGUCCAACAUCCAGCACAUCUCAGAGGUGGCCUCCUGAGACUCAGCCGGCAAAGACUUGUGACAAUCUUGCCCUCCGAGAACUUUCUAGACAAUUUCCAGAGCCCGAUGAGAUAUUACAAGGGGGAGACGAAAAGAGCGAUAUAAAAGUUGGCUUUCUUUCUGCAGUGGAAGCUAAAUAUGAUACAAACUUGGAGAGUUUUUGAUGUUAUAAAUAUGACUUUUAUAUCAUACUUUCCAAUCUUUAUCCCAAUGAUAUUUUAAUCUCAUAAUUUGGAUUUUUUUUUUAAUAAUUUUGUUUUUUUACCUCACAAUGAUGAAUUUCUAACCCAUUAUUACGAGUAAUUAUCUCAUAAUUAUAACUUUUUAUCCCAUAAUUACAAAUUUGAGAUAAAAGAUGAUGAUGGUGAGAUUAAAAGACAAA
Nerophis ophidion (straightnose pipefish) is the source of this 1409-nucleotide messenger RNA. RefSeq names its product pancreatic secretory granule membrane major glycoprotein GP2. Gene Ontology annotation, cellular component: cell surface; apical plasma membrane. Lineage: Eukaryota; Metazoa; Chordata; Actinopteri; Syngnathiformes; Syngnathidae. Bases 180 to 1025 code for a protein of 281 amino acids. Gene Ontology annotation, biological process: neutrophil migration. The record is from RefSeq and is a predicted model, not a curated record. The transcript is spliced from 7 exons.